Messenger RNA from Adineta ricciae, 3714 nucleotides. NCBI's taxonomy places the organism in Eukaryota, Metazoa, Rotifera, Eurotatoria, Adinetida, Adinetidae. The record is from the annotation of a GenBank genome assembly.
AUGUUUCAUGAAGAAAGUGAUGAAUCGACAAAAUUGAUUGAUAAUAAAACUGACGAUGAUGAAAAUAUAUCAUUAUCACGUCUUGAAUGGGCAGAAUCGUCUUAUAUUCGAUGGCCAUAUUUAUUAUUUUGGUGGUGGAUUAAUCCAAUACUUUCAAUUGGUUAUAAACGAAAAUUACUUCUUGAUGAUUUAGAUAAUUUACCAUUUAAUGAUAAAUCUUCAAUAUUAUUAAAAAGAUUAGAAGCUUAUGAUUGGACAAAACUUUCCAUAUGGAAUAUCAUUUCAAAAGAAUUUGGUAAAGAAUAUUUCAUUGCAGGUUUAUUACAUAUUCCAUCAUUAUUUUUACAAUUAAGUUUACCAUUAAUAAUACGCUUAUUUGUUCUAAAUUUAAAUCCAUUUUCGAAUAAAAUAUAUAUUUAUUCUAUAUUAUUAUUAUUAUGUUCCUUAUUAAAUGGUAUAUGCUAUCGUCAAGCUGAUUUUUAUUCAUUUCGUGUUGGUAUAAGAAUUCGAAAUGCAUUUAUGUCAUUCAUUUAUAGAAAUUCCUUAUCAAUGAAAUUAAUAACACGACAAAAAAUUCAAAUUGGUUAUAUGAUUAAUUUAAUGGCAAAUGAUACACAAAAAUUAGAAGAUGCAUUUGCAUUUGCGCAUAAAAUUUGGGAAGGAUUUGUUAUUUCCAUCUUGGUUUUUCUAAUACUUUCUUAUAUAAUGAAUCCAAUAGCAAUAUUAAUUGGUUAUUCAGUUAUUCUUCUAAUUAUUCUAAUACAAUUAAUUAUUGGUUAUAUUUUAGGAAAAUAUCGUCAUAUAACAUGUUUAUAUAGUGAUAAACGUGUUAAUUUAUUUAAUGAAAUGAUUUCCGGAUGUGAUAUUAUUAAAAUGAAUAAUUGGGAAGAAUUAAUCAAAGAACAAAUUAAACAAAUACGUGAUAAAGAAAUGAAUUCGAUUCGAAAAUCUUCAUAUUUUCGUGCAUUAUCUAUUAAUCAAUUUUUUAUUUCAUCAUCACUUUUAUCAUGUAUAACAUUUAGUAGUUGUUAUUUAUUAAAUUAUUCAUUGAAUUCUAUUGAUAUAUUUAUUGCUUUAGCUUAUUUUUCAUUGAUACGUGAUACAUUUAUGCAUUAUUUUUCGUUUACUUUGGAAAAACUUCUUGAAGCAAAAUUUGCAGCUAAUAGAAUAUCAACAUUUAUUAAAUUAAUUUUAGAACAAAAUCAAACAACACAUGUUGUGUUAACAACAAUGAAUAAUAAUGAACAAAAAGGGGAAAUUGAAAUAAAAAAUGGAAAUUUUUCUUGGAAUUUAAAUAAAAUACAUUUAUUAUCGAUUAAUCUUCGAAUUUCAUCAGGUAGUUUAAUUGGCAUUUAUGGUGAAGUUGGUUCUGGUAAAUCUUCAUUACUCUGUGCUAUUCUUGGUGAAAUGAAUAUUAUUGAUGGCGAAAUAAAUACAAAUCAAAGUACAUUUUCAUAUUUAUCACAAACGCCAUCAAUAUUUCUUGAUACAAUAAGAAAUAAUAUAAUUUUUAAUGAAAUUUAUGAUCAAAAACGUUAUCAUGAAAUUAUUCAUGCUUGUUGUCUUGAGCAAGAUUUUCAUUCAUUUGGAUCGACUGGUGAUUUAACAUUUCUUGGAGAAAAAGGUAUUAAUUUAAGUGGUGGACAAAAAGUUCGAAUAGCAUUAGCAAGAGUUUUAUAUAGAAAAGCUGAUAUUUAUUUAAUUGAUGAUCCAUUAUCUGCAGUUGAUUAUACUGUUGCCAAACAAAUUUAUGAUCGUUGUUUUGGUAGAAAUGGUUUAUUAAAAAAUAAAACAUGUUUAUUAGUUACACAUCAAAUUGAAUAUCUUGAAAAUGCAAAUCAAAUAAUUUAUAUGUCAAAUGGAUCUAUUAAAGAUUUCAAUGAAAGUUCUUUUACAAAAACUUUAAAUGUUAAAGAUAAGAAAUCAUUUUUAAGCGAUAUGUUAGAUGAAAAAAUUAAUACAAUUGAUAAUCAGCCAAUUAUUUGUGAAGAAAUUUCAUAUAAUCAAAAUUCAAAAUGGUCUUUAUGGUAUCGAUUAUUUACAGCACCACCAUGUGGCUUAUUUGGUCUAAUUUUAUUAAUAGUUUUAUUUAUUUCCAAUGAAAUCUUUUUUGAUGGAACUAAUUAUUGGCUUAGUCAAAAUGUUAAAAAUUCCAAUAAUGAAAAAAAUAAUUCGGAAAAUUUUCUUUUAAUUUAUGUUCUUCUAACAUUAUUUCUUAUUAUUAUCAAUUAUUUAUCUAUGAAUUAUUUUUAUUAUAUAUUUUUAAAUGGAUCAAAUUAUUUACAUAAUCAAAUGGUUAAUAGCUUAUUAUAUACAUCAAUGUUAUUUUUUGAAAGUAAUCCUAUUGGGAGAAACCUUAAUCGUAUCAGUAAAGAUCAACAAGUUCUUGAUGAAUCUUUACCACGAUCAUUACUUUUCGGUUUAUUAACAUUAUCAACAUUAAUUGGUUCAUUUAUAAUGAUAAGUAUAACAAAUUCAUAUGUUAUAGUAUUAUUUUUUAUAUUAAUUCCAAUAUUUAUUUAUCUUUGCUAUUUUUAUUGGAAAACAAAUCGGCAAUUAAAAGAAUUAGAAAGUUUAACACGUAGUCCAAUAUAUAGUCAGUAUACAUCAUCAUUAAAUAAUUUAAUAACAAUUCGUAUAUUUAAUAAAGAAGAAUAUUUUUUAAAAUUAUUUCAUGAACGAUUAGAUAAUAAUAUAAGAACACAUUUAAAUAUUGAAGGUGCAGGACAAUGGUCAUAUUUAAGAUUGGAAUUUUUAGCUAGUUUAAUUAUGUUUGGUACAUCAUUAUUUCUAAUAUUUUUUUCUCAACAAAUUCCAUCGUCAAUGAUAGCAUUUAUAUUAGUUUAUUCAAUGACAAUUGCAUAUCGACCACAACGAAGUAUUCGAAGAUUAACUGAAGCUGAUUUAUUUCAAAUAAGUGCUGAACGUAUUGAUGAAUAUGGUCAUCUUCCAAAAGAAGAAGAAGAUUCUAAUGAUAAUAGACAAUUAAUUUCACUUCCAUUAACAUGGCCUAGUAAUGGAAAAAUUCAAUUUUAUCAUUAUUCCUUUAGUUAUCGAUCAAAUUUAGAAAAUAUUCUCAAAAAUAUUCAUAUUGAAAUCAAUUCCGGUGAAAAAAUUGGUAUUAUUGGUCGAACUGGUGCUGGAAAAUCAUCUCUUUUUAAAAGUUUAUUUCGAUUUAUCAAUGAAAAAAAUAUUCAAGGUCAAAUCUUCAUUGAUAAUAUUGAUAUAAGUCAAAUAACACUUAAACAAUUACGAAUAAAUCUAAGUAUAAUACCACAACAUUCAAUUUUAUUUUCCGGUACACUUCGAUAUAAUCUUGAUCCAUUUAAUCAAUAUUCUGAUGAACAAUGUUGGAAUGUCUUAAAUGAUGUACAACUUAAAGAAUUUCUUUUGAAAAAUUCCUUUGAUCUUUCAAUGAAUAUAAAUGAAAAUGGAUUAAAUUUAAGUAUUGGUCAAUGUCAAUUAAUUUCUAUUGCACGAACUAUUUUAAAACAAACAAAAAUUCUUUUAAUUGAUGAAGGUACAGCAAAUAUUGAUUAUAAAACUGAUGAAAUUAUUCAAAAUGUAAUUAAAGAAAAAUUUUCUAAUCGAACUGUAUUAAUAAUUGCUCAUCGGUUGAAUACAAUUAUUAAUUGUGAUAGAAUUCUAGUUUUAGAUAAAGGUUCAGUUGUCAAUUUUGAUAAACCAAAUCAUAUUUUACAACAAUAUCAAUAA